AUGGAAUACGCACAACUGCUCAAAGAGUUUAAAAGUGGUGAACCAUAUGAGUUGCCCCAUUUGGCGUUGGAGUCGCAACCGAGACUAGCUGUGAUGUCGUCGGUGUUGUCGUUGGGUUUCAUAUCGUUAGCUUUGGUCCUCGCCUACUCGAAGACGAGGUUUCCCGUUAAGCUUCUCCUGUAUGCGCUGGUCAGCUUCCUUGGAAGUUUAUUCGCUGGAAGUGCUGCAGUAUUCCUAGCUGACUCAUUUGGGGUCUACGUGUAG
Messenger RNA from Torulaspora globosa, 264 nucleotides. It is a transcript of the gene OST5, whose product is annotated as dolichyl-diphosphooligosaccharide--protein glycotransferase subunit. Gene Ontology annotation, biological process: protein N-linked glycosylation. Lineage: Eukaryota; Fungi; Ascomycota; Saccharomycetes; Saccharomycetales; Saccharomycetaceae. The transcript has 2 exons. The record is from RefSeq and is a predicted model, not a curated record. Bases 1 to 264 code for a protein of 87 amino acids.